AUGGCAGGCGUCCUCGUCGAUACGCCACUGAGCGCUCCAUCACUACCAAAGGCUGCUCUCAACGAUGCGAUACCAGACAUCGACCCGCUCGAGGGCUCGACGAAUGAUGAAGAUGGAUACUCUAUCUUAAAACGAUACCAGAGACAUCUAGAGAGUCUUAAGCGAGAGCUUGUCCGGGCACAGGAGGAGAUCAAGCGUAUUCAGAGUGUACCUUUGGUCAUUGGGCAGUUUAUGGAGGCAAUCGAUCAAAAUACCGGUAUCGUCCAGUCGUCGACAGGCUCUAAUUACGUCGUCCGUAUCCUAUCUACCCUUGAUCGGGAGAAGCUGAAGCCCUCGUCCUCCGUCGCUCUCCACCGCCACUCCAACUCCCUCGUUGAUAUUCUUCCCCCAGAGGCAGACUCGUCCAUUGCCAUGCUUGGAACGAAUGAGAAGCCGGACGUUACGUAUGCGGAUGUCGGUGGACUAGAUAUGCAGAAGCAAGAGAUCAGAGAAGCUGUCGAGCUACCACUCACCCAUUUCGACCUCUACAAGCAAAUUGGUAUCGAUCCACCUCGCGGUGUACUGCUAUACGGCCCUCCAGGUACCGGCAAGACGAUGUUGGUCAAGGCUGUCGCCAACAGCACAACCGCCAACUUCAUCCGAGUAGUAGGAUCCGAGUUUGUGCAGAAAUACCUGGGUGAAGGUCCUCGAAUGGUCCGUGAUGUAUUCCGGAUGGCCCGCGAGAACUCACCAGCCAUCAUCUUCAUCGACGAGAUUGACGCUAUUGCCACGAAGCGUUUCGACGCCCAGACCGGUGCAGACAGAGAAGUGCAGCGUAUCCUUCUCGAGCUGCUCAACCAGAUGGACGGUUUCGACCAGACUAGCAAUGUCAAGGUUAUCAUGGCCACUAACCGAGCAGACACCCUUGACCCAGCCCUGCUCCGUCCUGGUCGACUUGACCGUAAGAUUGAGUUCCCAUCGCUGCGAGAUCGACGAGAACGACGUCUGAUCUUCACCACUAUUGCGGGCAAGAUGUCCCUCUCGCCAGAAGUCGACCUGGAUUCGCUCAUCGUUCGUAACGACCCCCUGUCCGGAGCUGUUAUCGCAGCCAUCAUGCAGGAGGCUGGGCUACGUGCUGUGCGGAAGAACAGAUACAACAUCAUCCAGUCCGACCUUGAGGAUGCUUACUCGAGCCAGGUCAAGGGAGGACAAGAUGCUGACAAGUUCGACUUUUAUCGCUAA
Molecule: messenger RNA, 1221 nt
Organism: Microsporum canis CBS 113480
Lineage: Eukaryota; Fungi; Ascomycota; Eurotiomycetes; Onygenales; Arthrodermataceae
Product: 26S protease regulatory subunit 6B
Exons: 5
Coding region: 1-1221 (406 amino acids)
Biological process (GO): proteasome-mediated ubiquitin-dependent protein catabolic process
Cellular component (GO): proteasome regulatory particle, base subcomplex
Molecular function (GO): proteasome-activating activity; ATP binding; ATP hydrolysis activity
Source: RefSeq, a predicted model, not a curated record